AUGUCUACCGUAUCAAAGACGAAAUCAAGAGACAAGAAGGCAAUGAAUGAUUCACAGAAGAUACCUGGUAAACCCUCGGGAUCUACGGUUGCAAGUAGUGGUGUUCUUGCUGGUGCUUACAAUCCAGUUUUGGGGACAUUUCAAACUGUUGAGUCGCUUUCAGCAACCGGCUCUUCAUCUCUUCACCAUAAUGGCCGUUUCAGAAACAUUGAUGAGUCGGAUUCAACUGGCGCCGACUGUGAUUCCGUCUCUAAUAAUGGUAGCUGGUCAGGUGACUCAGAAGAUCACAAAGAGAAAGUAUCUACUACUGCUGCAAAACAGGAAGUUAUUAUCCCUGGAGCUGACAAUGACAAGCGGGAGAAGAUGCGGCUGAAGAAUGAGAAAAAGCACCAGCGUCAAAAGGAAAAGCGAGCUCAGGAGUUGCACGAGCGUUGCUGUCAGUUUCUCAUGUCGAGAAAGCUUGAAGUCCUUGCUCAGCAGCUCAUAGCAAUGGGGAUUUCUCAUGAGCGGGCUACUUAUGCUCUCAUGUUAAACGAAGGGAAAAUAGAGGAAUCCGUCCAUUGGCUGUUUGAUGAUGGUGGCGCAAAAGUAGUAGAUAAGAAACUAGAUCCUACCUCUGGCAACUUAAAGCUUGACAUAUCGCAGGAGUUAAGUAGAAUCUUGGAGUUGGAAAGUAAAUUCAAGUGCUCGAAGCAGGAUGUAGAAAGAGCUGUGGUUACAGCAGAGGGGGAUAUUGAGAAAGCAGAAGAAGCAUUAAGAAGACAGAAGCAAGACCAGUCUACUGCUUCUAGAAAAGUAGAGGAUGUUAGUGAUAAUACUUCUGUAAACAGUAGCAAAGUCCCUUCUGUGCACACAAGUCAGAACACAGUAGUCCAGCUGCAACCUAACUCAGGUAUGUAUCCUCCAGGCGUUGAUGAAGCGAAGAAUCUUGGUUACCCCAGAGUAUCCAGUGGAGAACCUGGAAACGAAGGUGGAUCGUUGGAGAGAAUCCACAUGCAGUUGCAGUUGAUGAAAUUGCAACAAAAUGCUGCCCAGGAAGAGAGGAAACGCAUGCCACAGCCAUAUCAACAGACACCACUUCCCCGGCCAACAGAAGAAACACAUUACGUGGCGGCUCUAGGUGAUCAAUAUAGAAGACUUCAGCAGCAAGAGAUGAGGGAACCAGUUAUGAUGAUGCAGCAGCAGCAACAACAUCAACAACAACUGCAACAGCAACGCUCUCAAUCCGCUAACACAAGUGUGUUACCUGUCUCUACCAUGAACUCAUCCUUCACCGUAGCGGCAACAGCAUCAGCAGGAGGAGGAGGCAACAAUUGGUACCCUGCAAAUAGAUCUGAGGCAGCUGCUCAAUCUGAUGGAUACAUGCCCACAAGAAGUAUGGCUCCUAAUGACCUGAACUCGAACCUCAUGUACCAGCAGCUUCAGUAUCAACAACAAUAUCAAGGGCAAGGGAACAACAGUCACAGAAUGGGAGGAGCUUCUUCACCGCUUGCUGUGGCUCCAGCUGCAUCUCUUGGGCUCUUCUCAGGGUACGGAUCAGUACACUCAAGAGGAUCUACUGGGCUGGACUGGAACGCGGAUGGGACAGUGGGGCAUUUGGAUUACAACAACAUCGACUGGAGUCUAGACAAAGGACUAAUUUGUCCGAGACCAGAGCAACAACAGUACUUGAGUGCAUCCCCAUACGAAGUACAGAUGAAUGGAAGGACAAGAAUGAUGGGGAAUGGGAAUGGGAUGGGCAUGGCGAUGGGAGUGCAAGAAGCUGCUUUAGUUGGGAAUGGAAGAGAAUGGACUUCGCCGUUUGAGGGUAAAGAUCUGUUUAGUUUGUCUAGACAGUAUGUGCCUCCUUCACUCUGA
Messenger RNA from Microthlaspi erraticum, 1857 nucleotides. The record is from the annotation of a GenBank genome assembly. NCBI's taxonomy places the organism in Eukaryota, Viridiplantae, Streptophyta, Magnoliopsida, Brassicales, Brassicaceae.